Molecule: messenger RNA, 282 nt
Organism: Arxiozyma heterogenica
Lineage: Eukaryota; Fungi; Ascomycota; Saccharomycetes; Saccharomycetales; Saccharomycetaceae
Gene: RPS21B
Product: 40S ribosomal protein eS21 RPS21B
Exons: 1
Biological process (GO): endonucleolytic cleavage in ITS1 to separate SSU-rRNA from 5.8S rRNA and LSU-rRNA from tricistronic rRNA transcript (SSU-rRNA, 5.8S rRNA, LSU-rRNA); translation; endonucleolytic cleavage to generate mature 3'-end of SSU-rRNA from (SSU-rRNA, 5.8S rRNA, LSU-rRNA)
Cellular component (GO): ribosome; cytosolic small ribosomal subunit
Molecular function (GO): structural constituent of ribosome
Source: RefSeq, a predicted model, not a curated record
CACUAUAUUUGCAUGUUAUGUUGCAAUUAUUGUUUUAUACAGGUCGAACUUUAUGUUCCAAGAAAGUGUUCUGCUACCAACAGAAUUAUCAAGGCCGAUGAUCACGCUUCUGUCCAAAUCAACAUUGCCAAGGUUGAUGCCGACGGUCGUGCCAUCCCAGGUGAAUACAUCACUUACGCCUUAUCUGGUUCCGUUAGAGCUAGAGGUGAAUCUGAUGAUUCUUUAAACAGAUUAGCUCAAAACGAUGGUUUAUUAAAGAAUGUCUGGUCUUACUCUCGUUAA